AUGGUAGUAAUUAAUAUUUUAAUUCUACUAAUAGCAAGUGUCAAUGCCAUCACAUUCACAAUAACAAACAACUGCGAGUUCACCGUCUGGCCGGCCACCCUCUCCGGCGGCGGCCACCCGCUACUCGAUACCACCGGCUUUACCCUCGACCCCGGCUCCACCGUCUACCUCCCAGCCCCACCUACGUGGUCCGGCCGCCUCUGGGCCCGCACCCACUGCUCCACCGACCCCACAGGCAGAUUCUCGUGCCUCUCCGGCGACUGCGCCUCCGGCUCCAUCUCCUGCUCCGGCGCCGGCGGUAUCCCUCCCGCCACCCUAGCCGAGUUCACUCUCGACGGCGCCGACGGCAACGACUUCUACGACACCAGCCUCGUCGACGGCUUCAACUUACCACUAUCGAUCGUUCCGGACGUCGCCGGCUGCAGUGCCACCGGCUGCGCCAGUGACGUUAAUCAGCUGUGUCCGGUGGAGCUGCAACAGACGGCUGAUGACGGCGAAGUGAUAGGCUGCAAAAGUCCCUGCUUGGUCUUCCAGACGGACCAGUACUGUUGUACGGGGGCGUACAGUGAUCCGCACACGUGUACUGCUACGGACUACUCGAGGGUGUUUAAGGAUGCUUGUCCGCGCGCUUAUAGCUACCCUUAUGAUGAUCCGACGAGCACCUUUACGUGCGUUGGGGCAAAUUAUCUGAUUACUUUUUGUCCUGUUGAUGGAAUAUAG
Messenger RNA from Dendrobium catenatum, 720 nucleotides. Its product is annotated as thaumatin-like protein 1. Lineage: Eukaryota; Viridiplantae; Streptophyta; Magnoliopsida; Asparagales; Orchidaceae. Gene Ontology annotation, biological process: defense response. The record is from RefSeq and is a predicted model, not a curated record. Gene Ontology annotation, cellular component: extracellular region. The transcript is spliced from 3 exons. Bases 1 to 720 code for a protein of 239 amino acids.